Fusarium sp. VM40 is the source of this 1437-nucleotide messenger RNA. The record is from the annotation of a GenBank genome assembly. NCBI's taxonomy places the organism in Eukaryota, Fungi, Ascomycota, Sordariomycetes, Hypocreales, Nectriaceae.
AUGAAGAAACUGCCAUUCAAACCCACAGCGUUGCGCAGGCCUGCGCCAGCAACCCAGCCUGAAGAGUCAAAGGACAGCGACGACGAUGGCCUUGCCUUGUUUCGCCGCGCCAAGGAGAUGGCGCCUAUCGUGGCAGCUGAUCGGGAAAGGCGCUUGAAGAAACGUCGGGCUGCCGAGUUGGAAGCCGAACAGCGCCAGCUUGAAGCAUCACAGGUUAAGCGAUCGCAAGAUAGCCCUGAAGACAUGAAAGACGCCGAGCUCAUCAAACAAGAUUCCGACGUCGAUGUUUCUGGCGAUCGCUCUUCACCUGUCCUUCCAAGCCAAGAGGCACACGUUGUAGAUCAGCCUUCAACACAGAACGAAGCUGAUCGCGCUAGUGAACUUGUUACUCCUCCUCCCUCGAAGCGAUCAAGGAUUAGCUCAAGCUCUUCUCAGAUACUAAGUGGACAACUUGAACACGACGAAGACCCUUUCCCAGAUGCACCGCCUACUCAACGACUGUUGGUAUCGCCCACCCCCCAGACCCCAAGUCAGAAGCCAAAGAUGGAGAAUAUUACAACCCGUAUCCUGAAACAUACGAAGCCCAUUACAAUCGACUCGGACUCGGAGUCUGAAGCAGGACCCGCUACGGACAGGCCACGAAGUGACAGUAUCGAAUUCAUCGAUAGUAGCUCAACAAAACCCUUGAGAGAGCCGACAUCACCGGCAGUAGAGGAAGAUGAAUUCGCCGAGUACAUUCGAAAAGCCGAAGAAGAGCGAGCUCGUCAAAGGGCGCUUCAGUCCAACGAAAACGCGGAGCUCAAGAAGGAAACAGUCAAGAUAACGAUUACAAGCAUGAUACCCAAUUCCAGCAUCUUGCAAGUUAAGUACCUAUUCACCAAACCUCUCCGCGUAGCUCGCGAUGCAUGGGUUAAACAUCAGGCGAAGAAGGGUCUCUCUCUUGUUGCCGACGAGGUGGUUCUUACAUGGCGCAGAAAGAAGAUCUACAAUACUUCAACCCUCAUCGGCCUGGGCAUUCGUCCAGCUGGCAGCGGACGUAUUGAAGCCGAUGAUCAAGGCUCAGACGGCUUCCAAAACAACCGGACAGUAGUAGCUAUGGAGGCCUGGACUCUGGACCAGUUUCAGGAGAUGGAGCACAACGAGGAGCUGCAACGAAGGCGUGAUGCCGGCGAGCUGCUCGAAGAAGAGGAGGUCCAGACGCAGGACAGACACUAUUUCAUGAUCGUGCUCAAGGGUCGAGACGUGGAACCCCUUGAUUGCAAGGUGAUGCCCGAGACAACUGUCGAUACACUCAUUGCCGUCUUCCGCAAGCAGCGUCAAAUCGGCUCUGAGAAGGAGGUGUCCUUGUGGUGGGAUGGAGAGCGCCUCGAGGAGCAUAUCGAAAUGGAAGAGGCUGAAAUCGAAGAUCACGACACGAUUGAAGUACAUAUUCAGUGA